AAUGAAUGUGUGGCUGAGUGAAUGAAUGGGCAGUGCACGGUGGGGAUUUGGUUAUAGUGGUGGUAGUGGUGGUGAUGCUGUUGUUAUUGUUGUUGAUGGUGGUGGUUGUGGUAGUGGUGUUCCUGCUUCUUCUGUUGCUGUUAAUGAUGAUAGUUGUGAUGGUGGUGGUGAUGGUGGUGAAAAAUGGUGACUAAUGUACUUAAUGUGCCUACCUAAUGAUUGAUGACUAUAAUCGUAGCUUCUUCUCAUUCUCUUCCUUCUCACACCUCCCAUAACCAUUGUCCCCUGUGUCGCCUUGACGUUCUCCUGGUGUGGGAAGGGGCAGGGGGGGUUGAAUGUUUGUCCUGGUGAGGAGGGGGCAGCGUCUCGUGGCCUUGGUGUUCACUGCAGAACAUAUAGCAGCAGGGGAUGUUUGCUGCUCCCUAGAGCCUAGACAGCUGCAGUCCCGCCUCUGCCCGGCUCAGCUGCUCCCACUGAACCCACUUGGCGUCCGUGGCUGAUCUACCGCCCCUGUCUCUUCCCACGGUUGAUCUAAUGAUCCUUCUCUUUUUCUGGGUUGCCGCUGCCCCUUCCCUUCCCUUCAGCAGAACGACAACCUGUGAGACGCCUGGCUUCGCUGCUGCUGCUGCUGCUCCUGCUCUCAAGUUUACUGAGAUCCAACAAGCAAGUCUGCAUGGGCCCUCCCUGUCACCACUUUCUCUUCAAGGACACCAGCAACACAUACUUCCCGUAAUCGGAAGCUACACGAUGCCUCUCAUUAACGUGGGUCCAGAGCCUGCCCGAGUGACGGUGUCACCUUUCCCACCCCACAUUCCCCGUGCCCUAAACACACACUUCAACACUCACACUUCUCAAGUAACACCUCGUAAGUGACGUCGGCUUGUAAGAAUCGACGUUCACUCGUGUGCCCAAUAAGUAUAUAAACAUUGUUUUUGUGGCCGCUGGUCCUGUGUUUGCGUCAGGCGGGUGGUUGUCUUGGCAUGAGUGGCGCAGUGUCGGAACUCUUGUGGCGGCAUGUCCCCGCGUUGCACCAGUGUUUAUUCCUUUUUUGCUGCUGCUACCGCGUCGAGAGAGAGAGAGAGAGAGAGAGAGAAUGUAAUAACUUUGAAUAUAAGUCUGAAUGUUGUUAGCAAUUCACUGUUGCAACGUUUUUAACCUCAGAUUUAAGUGAUACUCUUUCAAAACAUAAGAAGUGACGUGUGGAGAUGUCCACUCUCUUCCUCACCUUUAUGUGACUGAACAAAAAGACACGAUGACAUGUCGGAUGCAUCGCCAUAUCUUUCUAAUACUUUUCUUGUUGAGCAAAUUGAAAGUAUUGAACCAUUGUCUUCCCUUUAAUAUAUAUAGUCUACUCAGUGGUACUGAAGAAAAAUAAACAAUGAGUGUUCAACCUU
Messenger RNA from Portunus trituberculatus (swimming crab), 1394 nucleotides. RefSeq lists its product as uncharacterized. NCBI's taxonomy places the organism in Eukaryota, Metazoa, Arthropoda, Malacostraca, Decapoda, Portunidae. The record is from RefSeq and is a predicted model, not a curated record. The transcript is spliced from 2 exons. The coding region runs from base 535 to 873 and encodes 112 amino acids.